This is a messenger RNA of Vitis vinifera (wine grape), 2264 nucleotides long. RefSeq lists its product as uncharacterized. Gene Ontology annotation, cellular component: cytoplasm. The record is from RefSeq and is a predicted model, not a curated record. Lineage: Eukaryota; Viridiplantae; Streptophyta; Magnoliopsida; Vitales; Vitaceae. Bases 16 to 1926 code for a protein of 636 amino acids. The transcript has 9 exons. Gene Ontology annotation, molecular function: exopolyphosphatase activity.
AGAGCAGUGGCAGCCAUGGACAGGAGAUUCAGCAGAGAAAGCAACGGAUUCACAAGCCUGCAGAAGAAGCUGGCAGAGAGCCGGCGUCCAAACCGAGAAGAACCAGUUCCCGAUCUCACUGACUUCAUGAAUGACAUGUUCUUCGGGACUACAAACAACGACAAGAAGGCAUACAACUUCACAGGUGGUGGUCUGAUGGACGACGAUGAAGAUUACUACGGGGACAGCACAAGGAACAGUAACAGCAGGUUAACUCAAGAAUGGCUCAGGGAAGCUAAGCAGAUGGUGGCAUCGUCUCCUUCUCGGUGUGAAUCGCCUUCAAGGCUUGUCGGGUCGCCAAGGUUUGCGGCGGCACAAGGCAGAGAGUCGGCGUCGUUGCUGGACCGGAGAAAUCCUCUCUCCAGGUCUGCUAGAAGGCACAGAGCAGCGGAAGGCUUCAGUGGAGAAAUCCUCUCAAAAUCAGCUGAACACAGCCGAAACAAGUCGGAGAGUGUAGGCGCAGCCGCCAUUCCCUCCGAAGUAUCCCCUGCAUCGGCGGUCCAGAAAUGGUUCUCCAACAUCCUCAAGCCAUCCAAUCCCGCCCCUCCAUCCUCCAACCUUCCCAAUCCGACGCCCCAAACUCUGCCACCUCGACUCUCCGCCAACCGCAAAUCUCGCUUUCAGGACGACUCAUCUGGACCUCACUCACUCCCAAUCCCUGCCGCGGCCGCCCAGUCCAAACGAACCUUCAAAGCUCCGGCAGCGCCCGACACACAUUUGCUCUCUCCGCCCAAGAAUCUCAUCGAAUCGGCUCGCCGGAGGUCGAUUUCUUCGUCGACAUGCUCGUUGCCCGAGAAUCCGGUUCUGUCGCCGCCCAGAAAUCUCGUGGAGUCCGCUCACAGGCGGUCGAUAUCUUCGUCGACAUGCUCGAUUGAUAAACUUUCGUCAAAGGUCAAUUCGGCAGGAGGGCACAGAGGUGGAGACGAAGCUCGAAAUAUUAAUGAGUUUCUCAAAGAGCAAAGAACCAAAAUUGGGAAAAUUGUGAAUGGAGAAAUCUCUGCAAAGGCGAAAAUUUUGCUCUCUGGGCCUUCAAACAGCACGAGUUCGAUGGUGGCGGCUAUAUGCUAUGCGUGGUUGUUGGAGAAUAGGAUGAGGGAUAGUAAGAAAGAAGACGAUGAGGAGGAGUGCGUGGUGGUGCCUGUGAUGAAUGUGAGGAGGGGAAACAUGUGGAAGCUACUGCGGGCCGCCUGGCUCUUCCACCAUAUCGGCAUUGAUGCCACCUCAUUGCUCUUCUCUGAUGAGGUGGAUUUGGAGAAUUUAAUGAUGGCUAAGCAAUUAAGCAUCCUUGUGGUUGGGCAAGAUGUUCUCAGAACCAAUGGCGAGGUUGGAUCCCAAUGCACCAUCCUUACAGAUAAUUACUGUGAAGAUGCCUAUGAUCUACUUCAAAUCCCAGUGCUAAAAAACCUUUUGCUGGCAGGUAUUCUGCUAGACACUAGAAAUUUGAAUGCAUCUGCUAAGUUAUCAAUGGCCAGAGAUGCGGAGGCAGUUCAGCUGUUAUUGGUUGGCUCAGCCCCAAAUCACAGAAAUACUCUUUUUGAUCAAUUGAUGCAAGAUCAGAGAGACAAUUCUUUCUUUGAAGCCUUGAGACACAACUAUGGGAAGCCUCCUAAUGAGAAUGGUCGUGAUAGUGGAGUGCUGGUGGAACAUACAGUUUUAGAGAGGAAGUCAACCUCCAUCUCUCGCAAUGAAGCCAUCACACAAAAUGCAUAUAGGAAUUCUAAUGAUGUGAAAAGUGCAAAACCUAGCAGAGUGUCACCAAAAUCAGCAAAGCCCAAGUCUUCAACCGUGCAAGCACCCACAGUAGCACCAGCAGAAGCAGCACCCAAUUCCUCUGGUGGAAAGAAUAAAUUUUUCCUGGCAAAGUGGUUUGGUUUUGGUUCAAAAUGAUGAUCAAAUGCCUGAGUCAUUUGCAUACUGUAAAUCUGAUCCUCAUUAAGUUCCAAAAGUGAGAGUUAGAGGCCGAGUAGAUGAGCAUCAUUUCCUGGAUUGCCAGUGGGUUCAACAAAGCAGUGAGUUGGGUUCCACCAUUUUAUCCCCCAUGAUCUUUGUUUUUGGAUGUUGCUUGGCUACAGGAGAGAUGAAAUACUUAUGGCUGGCAUGCCUCUAUUAUUAUUUUUGUACCAGACAAAUAAUGUUUAGAGCUGCUGACAGGCAGAUUAGUCCAUGCUAUUGUAACUCCUGUAUUUUCUCCCAAUGUUGUUAUUGCUGAAGUUCAAAAUUCUUCA